Molecule: messenger RNA, 3282 nt
Organism: Thermothelomyces thermophilus ATCC 42464
Lineage: Eukaryota; Fungi; Ascomycota; Sordariomycetes; Sordariales; Chaetomiaceae
Exons: 6
Coding region: 1-3282 (1093 amino acids)
Molecular function (GO): oxidoreductase activity, acting on paired donors, with incorporation or reduction of molecular oxygen; monooxygenase activity; iron ion binding
Source: RefSeq, a predicted model, not a curated record
AUGUUGGUCCUCGUCGCCGAGUUGUUUCUCCUUGCAGCCUUGCUUAUUAUCUGCCUCGCUUACUUCGUUUUCCUCAUGCCGCCAAGAUACCCAACCAACAUCCCAGCUGUUCCUUUUUGGGUGGCUCUCAUACCCUUCUUCAAAGACGUCGACCAAUCAGAUAUCUUCCGCAAGUACAUCGAGAGACCGCUCAGGACUCAUGGUGCCGUAAAGCUGUUCUUCGGAGCCCAGUGGAACAUCUUAGUGCACAAGCCAUCAUACCUCGCCGCCAUCUUCAGAGACGAGGACAUUUACCAAAAGAGCGGCAAUCAGAAAAAGAUUCCUCACAGUGUCCUCGCGCACCUCCUUGGUGACAACAUAAUAUCCAGCCACGGAGAGAGGUGGAGAAACUACCGGUCCGUGGUGAAGCCCGGGCUGCAGAGAGACUUCGAGGCCAGAGCAAUUGCCCGCAACGCCGAGCACCUUUGCGGCUUAUUGAGAGAUGCCCAAGUCCGCGCAGGAAACGGGGGUGUGCCCGUCCAGGAGCUACUGCAGCGGUACUCGGUGGCCAACUGUUCCGAGGUGGUACUGCAAAUCAAGCUCGAUGCCCUGACUUCUGCCAACGCGCCCAUCAACUUUCUGCAGACCGAGGUGAAGCGGGAGAUUUUCAAGCCCGUCUUCAUGAACUUCCCUGUUCUUGACCGGUUUCCGUUCCCAAGCCGCACAAGAGCCCGCCGAACCGUUGACAGGUUCAAGCACGAGCUCAGACGUGCGAUUGUCGAGAGCCACGCGAAAGACGCCAUUUUCGCUUCGGCAGCGUCUUCUGACGGCCUAGGCCGGCGGAUGUUGGACGCCAGAGAGUCCGGACUGUGGGACGAAAAGCAGCUGUUGGAUAACCUAACAGUUGCGUUCGUGGCAGGUCAAGAAAACCCACAGCUCUGCAUGAUAUCCACACUAUACCUCAUGGCUAAGCACCCCGAAUCCCAAGCUAAGCUCUAUGCCGAGGCUCAGAGUAAGGGGUUGAUGGAGCGCACAAACCCGGACCCGGACCCGGACCCGGAAAUCCUGCAGGACAUGCCGUACCUGACUUCGCUGAUAUACGAGAGCCUGCGGCUCUUUCCACCGAUUGGUCAGCUAGUCAAUCGGAAGGCAAGCAAGGAUAUCCUACUGGGCGAUGACAUUGUCAUACCCAAGGGGACCUAUCUAGGUUACAACUGCUACUCGACCAACCGGGACCCUGCUGUCUGGGGCCCGAGAGCUGACGAGUUCGACCCGGCUCGGUGGGGAGACUCGCCAUUGGCCAUCCGGAAGCAGUAUCGGCUGCGGAAAGCCAGAGCAGAGUUCAUCAGUUUCCACGGCGGACGCCGCGCCUGCCUGGGGGAGAAGUUUGCCAUGCUGGAGAUGAGGGUCACUCUAGUCACUCUCGUGCGGGAGUUUCGCUGGAGGCUGGACCCAGCUUGGGUGGAUAGAAAGACGCCCUUACGAACCAUGGACUUCUCAAACGAAGGCCAAUCAUUCUACCACCGUCUGCAAGGCGCCUUCGUCACGGAUGGAAAUGGGAGGCUCAUUCACUGCACUGGGCCUCAACGGCAACGGGCCCCGGAUAACCGGGGUUUGAUCCAAUCGGGGUCCCAGUCCCUUGGAGACUCCGGCGACGUUAGGAUCUACCAGGACUGCGAUGCCCGCCAACACAGGACUGUCGUCCUUGUCAACAGCGCGCGCUCCGAUCACGAGGACAUCGCUUUAGACAAGUUUUUUGUGCAGUUGGUUCUCCAUCAAGCUGAUUUCAGCGUACGUUCUCGGCCUCUGAAAACGGCAAAGAACGACCCGAGAGCCGAGCAGAUCGUGGAUCUCUUUGACAGCUAUCUCAGAUACCAGGGUAAGGACGACAAAUGGACGGACGGAGGGCGAACGUAUUUUACAGAGCGUGUCCGUCACUUUACCGCACAAGAGCGCCCCAUCGAGUUCUGCCUGCCUGCGUUUCCCUGCAAGUCGUCCAACAGGGACAAGGUUACGGGGCCCGACCCCGACCGGGGAGAGGAGCUCGCUCUCGAGAGGCUCCACGAUUUCGUCGAGGCCGUCGAGCGAAUGUACGGGCCCGGUGCCAAGCUGUGGAUCAUCAGCGACGGCCAUGUCUUCAGCGAUUGCAUCGGCGUUGACGAUGCCGAUGUGGACGCGUACGGCGAGAAGCUGAAGCAGAUGAACCACUCCAUCGGCGUCCGCAGGGGCAACACGAACCGCGUCGGCUUCAAGUCCCUCGUGGACCUGUUCCGACUUUCAACUUCGGCGGUUGUUGGCGGCCUCCCGGCUUUGGCCCAGCGGCUGAGCCUUCUUCCGACCAUCGACCAUCAUGUCAGCACCAAAUUGACCGAGGAGGCCGAGCUAUGCCGGCGCAUUCUGAUGGCCGGCUGCGGCCCACGGAGAUCGGCCGUCCGUGCAAAGAUUGACUCCAAGGACCCGGCCAUCACCGCGCUCUACCGGGGCUUCUCGCGAUUUAUGCUGGAGGACCUAGAGCAUCACCCCCACACCCGGAACCUAACCAGGUCGCAGCAGAAGAAGCUGUCGGCCAAGGUUGCUUUUGAAAUGAUCUUGAUGCUCUUUCCGAACCACGUCCGCCUGUCCAUCCAUGCACACGACAAUGCGGGUCCCAAAUUCGGUAUCCAGCUCUUUGACCCGUCCCGCGUCCGCGCGGUCCAGACUCUUUCGGCAGACGGCGAGCUCAUGACCUCGCUCGACCUGCUGCACAUCCCCACGCCGUGGCACAACUCGGUCGUGCAGCUGGCCGGGAGCGAUGUCAUUCUCGUCACCAAAGCCAAGCUUGCUAGGGCAGCGCUGACCUCGGGGAGCAUGACGGGCGGGCUGGUCGGCGCCGAGGAGGGAAGGGCCCAUUUCAUGCUCGAGAAGAAGUCUGUCGGCGCUGCUAUCCCCGCCCAGGUUGCACCUCUUCCGCCAGCUUCAUCUGUUGCUACUAUCCCUGCUGAAGGGGUGGUGGAGACAGAGUCUAAGAUGGGCCCUGCGGCGACUGAGACGGCUACUGAUUCGACUACUGCCGCGGUGGAGUUGCCGAGAGCUGCAAACCGCCCUACGGCUGGGAAGCCAAGGAAACCAACCACAAUGUUCGCAGAAAAAGCAGACGAUGUGAUCCGUCGGAGCACGGGCAGUUCGGUCGGUGGGGAGAAAUCAUCCCCUGCGAGCCACACAACGAACUCCUCCUCUUGGCUGGCAAAGCUGCGCUGGGUUCUGUCGCUUUUCGGCCGAAAGAGUCGCGAGAUGGUUGGUCGACACCUGAGACUGGGAACUUGA